AUGGCCGCCGCCGCCUCUGUGACAGGCCUGGUCACGUGAGCCCGCCCGCCUAUGAGGUCCGGGCUCGGGCGGCAAUUGUCCCUUCCGGGGCCCCAUCCCCAGGCGGCGACUGCCCUUGUCAACCCGAGCCUGAGCGAUCAUGGCAACGGGCUCGGGCGGGGAGCGCGUGGCAGCGGCGGUGGCGGCAGCAGUUUGGUCGCGGGCCGGGGCGGCGGAGCGGCGGCGGCGGCGGCGGUGGCACUGGCGCUGGCACCGGCCCUGAGCGCCAUGCAGCGGAGCGACUCGGAGAAGCAGCUGGCGACCGGGUGUGAGGCGAAGGCGGAGGCCGCGACCGAAGCGCAGGCGGCGGCGGACGCGGGCGCGGCCGGAGAGCCGGAGCUCAAGGCGCGGGAGGAGCCGCCCAGGGAGCCGGUCCCGGAGCAGCCCCGCGCGGCGGAGGAGGGGGACGCCCGCGACCUCCAGCAGCCGCCGCCCUCGCGGUCCCCGUCCAAGGCGAAGCCGAAGCCGGCGUCCACGCGGGGCCGCAGCUCGCACGCCAAGCCCAGGAGCAAGGGCCGAAGCUGCCCGCGGAGCCCGGGCUGCCAGUCCCAGGAGUAUGCCUCUUGGCGACCCGUCACCGUGGACAGCUCCAAGGCCAGGACCUCUUUGGACGCCCUGAAGAUCAGCAUCCGGCAGCUCAAGUGGAAGGAGUUUCCCUUUGGCCGACGUCUGCCUUGUGACAUCUACUGGCACGGAGUUUCAUUUCAUGACAAUGAUAUAUUCUCCGGUCAAGUGAACAAGUUCCCAGGCAUGACGGAGAUGGUGCGUAAAAUUACUCUGAGCAGAGCGGUGAGAAUCAUGCAGAAUCUCUUUCCAGAGGAGUACAACUUCUACCCUCGCUCAUGGAUUCUGCCUGACGAGUUCCAGCUCUUUGUUGCUCAGGUUCGAAUGGUGAAAGACGACGACCCCUCCUGGAAGCCCACUUUUAUCGUGAAACCUGAUAGUGGUUGUCAGGGUGACGGAAUCUACCUCAUUAAAGACCCCAGUGACAUCCGCCUGGGAGGGUCCCUGCAGAGCAGGCCAGCGGUGGUACAGGAGUACAUCUGCAAGCCCCUCCUCAUCGACAAGCUCAAGUUCGAUAUCCGUCUGUACGUCUUACUGAAGUCCUUAGAGCCCUUAGAGAUUUAUAUAGCCAAAGACGGACUCUCUAGAUUCUGUACAGAGCCAUAUCAGGAGCCCAGCUCCAAAAAUCUGCACCACAUCUUUAUGCACUUAACCAACUAUUCCCUGAACAUCCACAGCGGAAACUUUGUCCACUCAGACAGCAUGAGCACAGGCAGCAAAAGGACCUUCUCCAGCAUUCUCUGCAGGUUGUCUUCCAAAGGUGUUGACGUCAAGAAGGUCUGGUCUGAUAUCAUCUCCUUGGUGAUUAAGACUGUCAUCGCCCUGACUCCGGAGCUCAAAGUCUUCUACCAGUCGGACAUCCCCGCAGGCAGGCCGGGCCCUACAUGCUUCCAGAUUUUAGGCUUUGACAUUCUUCUAAUGAAAAAUCUGAAGCCCAUACUACUUGAAGUAAAUGCAAAUCCCAGCAUGAGAAUCGAGCAUGAGCAAGAACUCUCUCCAGGCGUCUUUGAAAAUGUCCCCAGCCUUGUCGACGAGGAAGUGAAAGUGGCCGUGAUCAGAGACACCUUGCGCCUCAUGGACCCACUUAAGAAGAAAAGGGAGAACCAGUCUAAGCAGUUUCCCUUGGCCACCACGGAUGAACCUUCCCACGGCGAGACCACCAAGGCCUCCUCGGAGGACAGCACCAACCCAGAAGCCCACCUGCCCUCCAUCUGCCUCAAGCAGGUGUUCCCCAAGUACGCGAAGCAGUUCAACUACCUGCGCCUGGUGGACAGGAUGGCCAACUUGUUCAUCCGGUUCCUGGGGAUCAAGGGCACAAUGAAGCUAGGGCCAACAGGCUUCCGUACCUUCAUAAGGAACUGCAGGCUGAGCAGCAGCAGCUUGUCCAUGGCUGCCGUGGACAUCCUGUACAUUGACAUCACGAGGAGAUGGAACUCCAUGACCCUCGACCAGCGGGACUCAGGGAUGAGCCUGCAGGCCUUCGUGGAGGCGUUCUUCUACCUGGCCCAGAGGAAGUACAAGAUGCUGCCCCUGCACCAGCAGGUGGCCUCCCUCAUCGACCUGUGCGAAUACCACCUGUCCCUGCUGGACGAGAAGCGGCUGGUCUGCUCCCAGAAUGGCACCUCGGGCGGCCACCUGCCCCCCAGCGCCACGCCCCAGGAGGCCCAGGGAAACGCCCCGCCCUGCACCAACAGCACCCCCAAGCUCGGGCACUCCAGAUACACUGUGUCCUGAGGGCCGCCCUGUCCUCUGGGAAGAAGAGCGAGGCCUUGGGGCCCGAGGGAAGGCCCCGGGCUCCGGCCGGCCGGGGCAGGCUGCCACAGACGCCCGCUGGAGAUCCCCAGGCGUCCUGCUGGAAGGGCCCACUGGCCCAGCCCCCGCCCCGCCAGCGCCUCUCGCCUCCUGUUUGUGAGUCGCCGGCGGACAUUUGACAUCCAAACGUGGCAGGUGGCAGCUCACGGAAAGCAAGCGCCGGGGAGAGACUGCUGCACGUGGGGCACGUGGCACCCACCGCCCCAAGACUGAGGGCGGCGGGAGCGAGGGGCUCGGAGAACGUGCGCAGCGCCAAGUGCAUCAUGUUGAUUUCCUGCCUUGCGCCAGCGAAAAGGAAGAGGAAAGACCACGUUGGCAUCCCCAACUCCCAAACCGAUCAUGUGCUACAUGGGUGUAGUUAACAGAUUAGCCUCAUUUAUUUCAUUAGCUUGCCUGUUGCUGCAGCGUUUGGUUUGUUAUUAAUUAAGAAAUAAUUAACGAAGAAGUAACUACCUACGGCUCCCAGCAUCAGGGAGCUGGCAGGCACCUCACAGGUGCUUCUGUUUGACCUUGACCCCGAAGCGGGAGUGCACGGCCUGUGGCCUCUGGUGGGAGACCCCGGGGGUGGGGCUCGCCCGUGGCCAGCAGGUGUCCAGCCCUUGACACCAGGUGUCAAGGGGAGGGAGGCAGAUGUGGGGGCGCAGCCUGAGGUCAGGAGCUUGGUGUCGACAAGGUGCCAGGCACCGGGAGCCCUUUCCCUGUCCCCCCAUGUCCCGAGGCAGCCCCUCCUCUCAGGGAAGCCUCAGAGACCCCCAGAGCUGGCCUUCUGGGAAAUGGCUGCGGGCAAGCUGGAGCCCAGUGCCCAUCGGGGACGGGCAGGUGUCUCUGCCCUUGCAAAGCCAACUCUCUGAUGGUGCUGGACUUGAGGCUGAAGGCGGCCCUGUUCCCAGAGGGCCCCCCUGGAAGGAUCCUGGGAGCAGAGCCGGCAGUUGGGCACACGCCCCAGAGGGGGGCCAGGGAGUGGGGCGGAGUGGGGGCGUGUCCAGACAGGCCCUGCCCCUUCCCGCCUCUCUUCUCGUCUCCUGCUUCCUGCUCCACGUCCUCCUCACUGCACCCUCGGGAGCCGGUGACUCGGGCCCCGCGACGAGCAGCCACACACGCUCAGGGCACAUCUGGGCAGUGAAUGGCGUGGAGCAUCUUUAAGCCCAAAGAGAAGCGUGUUCAUUCGGGGUCUCCUCCCCUGUGGAGGUGUCGCACAGGGAGGUGUCCCCGCCUACGCCCUGAGCAAGCUCCUUCCAGGGGGGACAGCCGGUGUGCAGGGCGGCUCCUGGCAAGCUCCCCCCGCCUGCCUCCGGCCCCCACUCCACUGCCCCCUCCUCCUGCUCCCUGCCCAGCCCUGGGCGCUCCUCCCCCUCCCCCCCAGCACCCCAGCCCUCCGUGCAGGAGACCUUGUAACCUCUUUAUCUUCCAGUGCGCUAGCAAGGUGGGUCGAAGAGAAAGGAGAUUGAUGGGUGCCCUGCACCUCCUGAGGGCAGGUGCCAGGGGACCCGCUGGUGCAAGGCGGCAUCCGUCUGGGGCUGCUCCAGGGCACGGUCCCCCCUUUCAGAUGAGGGGACAAAGGCCUGGGGGCCACGGGGCGGGGCUCCGUCCCCACCACCCUCCCUCGUCUGCCCCGCAGGCUCCUGUCUGCCGGCAGUGUGACCUGUGCUCCGUCCCCGUCAGCCGGGCCCUCCCUCCCUUGGUCCCUGUGGGGCGACCGCCCCCCUCCCUGCUGGCUUGUCCGCAGCCCCAGCUCAGACGUCCUCCUUGCAGUCCCUGAAGGAAUGAGCAAAGAGCCGCACACACUGAGAACCCAGCAAGUCCCUCCCUGCCUGCACAGCGCCCCGCUCCCACCGCGCUCAGCUCUUUCAGUCAGGCAGGGGCCCCGGUCUUGGGCCCGGGAACCCCGAGGAGCCCAGCAGCUACCUGCGAAACAGCAGGAACGUGCUGCAGCCCGGGAGGAGCCUGGUCACCUGCGGUGCCCUUAAUCAUGGGGUUCCGAGCCUGGCCAAAGCCAGGUGCUGACCACCGUCACAGACAGGGGCUCCUUGCCAGGGGCCUCCACGCCCCUUCCUGGGGGUCUGGUCUGGGGCCCUGCCCUGGCUGCCCGUCGUUGGGGCCCAGGCCCUGUGGGUGCCCCGUCCUCCCCAGGCUCCUCCGAUCUGUCUCUUCAGGCCUCAGGCAGGCCGGGCGGACGGGAGUGGGGGUGGGUGGUUCAGAGGGGCGGUGUGGAUGGGAA
Condylura cristata (star-nosed mole) is the source of this 4633-nucleotide messenger RNA. RefSeq names its product tubulin tyrosine ligase-like family member 11 (gene TTLL11). Gene Ontology annotation, biological process: protein polyglutamylation; microtubule cytoskeleton organization. Gene Ontology annotation, cellular component: cilium. Gene Ontology annotation, molecular function: tubulin binding; tubulin-glutamic acid ligase activity. The record is from RefSeq and is a predicted model, not a curated record. Lineage: Eukaryota; Metazoa; Chordata; Mammalia; Eulipotyphla; Talpidae.